Molecule: messenger RNA, 2616 nt
Organism: Temnothorax curvispinosus
Lineage: Eukaryota; Metazoa; Arthropoda; Insecta; Hymenoptera; Formicidae
Gene: Top3beta
Product: DNA topoisomerase 3-beta-1
Exons: 14
Coding region: 1-2556 (851 amino acids)
Biological process (GO): DNA topological change
Cellular component (GO): nucleus
Molecular function (GO): DNA topoisomerase type I (single strand cut, ATP-independent) activity; DNA binding
Source: RefSeq, a predicted model, not a curated record
AUGAAAACCGCAUUGAUGGUGGCUGAAAAACCUUCUUUGGCAGCAUCCCUGGCCAAUAUAUUGAGUAAUGGACGAUGUAGUACCAGAAAAGGACUGAACGGCUCUUGUUCCGUUCACGAAUGGGUAGGUCAAUUUAGAUCCGAGACCGUAAAUUUUAAAAUGACCUCUGUAUGUGGACACGUUAUGACGUUGGACUUUAUUGGAAAAUACAACAACUGGGACAAAGUAGAUCCGGCUGAAUUGUUCUCAUGUUCAACUGAGAAAAAGGAAGCGGUACCGAAACUGAAAAUACCAUACUUUUUGGCCAAAGAAGGAGCGUCGUGUGAUUAUUUAGUAUUAUGGCUGGAUUGCGACAAGGAAGGUGAAAAUAUUUGCUUUGAAGUUAUAAAUGCAGUGCAGCAAGGAAUGCACAGAAAAUUACACAUAAAUGAUAUAUGGCGAGCACGAUUCUCUGCCAUUACGGAGAAAGAUAUAAAAUCUGCUUUGGCUAAUCUGAUAAAGCCCAAUGAAAAUGAAGCCAAAAGCGUUGAUGCACGUCAGGAGUUAGAUUUACGAAUAGGCUGUGCAUUUACCAGAUAUCAAACUAAAUUUUUUCAAGGUAAAUAUGGAGAUUUAGAUGUAUCUCUCAUUUCUUAUGGUCCGUGCCAAACGCCAACGUUAGGUUUCUGUGUACAGAGACACGACGAAAUUCAAACCUUUAAGCCAGAUCCAUAUUGGGUACUGCAAGUAACCGUCAAGUCUUCCGAUGGUCAAGAUAUUGUAUUAAGUUGGACGCGUGUGCGUUCUUUUGACAAAGAAGUCGCAACCAUGUUUUUAAGCCACGUUAAAGAACACGAUCAAGCAACCGUAGUGAGUGUGCAAAGCACAGAAAAAUCCAAAUCGCGACCUAUAGCAUUAAAUACAGUAGAAUUGAUGCGAGUUGCAAGUUCUGGAUUGGGAAUGGGUCCACAACAUGCUAUGCAAAUUGCGGAAAGACUCUAUACUCAAGGAUACAUAAGUUAUCCUCGAACGGAGACAACAUCGUAUUCUGAAAAUGUUGAUCUGCUUUCAACGCUGAAGCAACAGCAGACGAGCCCAGAAUGGGGCGAGGAAGUUCGCAAAAUAAUAGCGGCUGGAAUCAAUAGGCCAAAGAAAGGCCAUGAUGCAGGUGAUCAUCCGCCUAUAACACCCAUGAAACAUGCAACCAGAAAUGAACUCGAUGGUGAUUCGUGGAGAUUGUACGAUUAUAUAACGCGACAUUUUAUCGCUACGCUGGCGCGGGAUUGUAAGUACUUGAGUACUACGGUAAAGUUCGAGAUAGGCAUGGAAAUAUUUACAGCUACUGGUCACAGCCUGUUAAGUCCUGGCUACACAAGUAUUCUUACUUGGCAAGCACUUGGCGGUAGUGAUACCCUGCCGAAAUUUACAUCCGACGAGAAAGUAAAUAUACAGGAGGCAAAAUUAGUCGAAUGUUACACACAGCCACCGGAUUAUUUAACAGAGGCAGAAUUAAUAUCUCUUAUGGAAAAACACGGCAUUGGGACAGACGCUUCGAUCCCUGUGCACAUAAAUAAUAUCUGCAUUAGAAAUUACGUUACUGUCGCAGCGGGCAGAAAAUUAAUACCUACUUCUCUUGGUAUCGUUUUGGUCCAUGGAUACCAGAAGAUAGAUCCUGAAUUAGUUUUACCCACAAUGAGAUCUGCAGUGGAAGAACAAUUAAACCUAAUAGCAUUAGGUCGAGCUGAUUUUCAUGCAGUAUUACAACAUACCGUAGAAAUUUUCAAACAAAAAUUCCAUUAUUUUGUACAAAGUAUAGAAGCUAUGGAUCAGUUGUUCGAAGUUUCGUUUUCGCCGCUAUCGGCAUCGGGCAAAGCACACUCUAGAUGUGGCAAAUGUCGUCGAUAUAUGAAAUACAUACAAACAAAGCCAUCUAGAAUGCAUUGCGCGCAUUGUAAUGAAACUUAUAAUUUACCACAAAAUGGAAACAUACGAAUAUACAAAGAAUUAAAGUGUCCAUUGGACGACUUUGAAUUACUUUCGUGGUCGACUGGUACACGAGGAAAAAGUUAUACAUUUUGUCCAUAUUGUUAUAAUAAUCCACCGUUCAGGGAUAUGAAAAAAGGAAUGAGUGGUUGCACGUCAUGCACGCAUCCGACAUGCCCGCACGGCAUGAAUUCAAAUGGCUUAUCCAGCUGUUUGGAAUGCGAUCUAGGUAUACUUGUACUGGAUCCUUCGGCCGCACCCAAGUGGAAAUUGGGAUGUAAUCGUUGCGACGUUAUUAUCCAUCUAUUUGAGAACGCGCAUAAAGUGACAGUCGAUACAGAUACGUGUGCGUGUGGCGCACAAUUAGUGACCGUCGAAUACAAACAGGAUAAAAGUAAACUCCCCAACGAAGCGACCGAAAUGUCCGGCUGUGUGUUUUGUACUCCAGCUUUCGCGGCGUUAGUGGAAAAGCAUCGUGCGGUAGCUUCGAAACCAGUCGUCACGCGUGGUCGAGGUCAUGCCAAGAGUCGUAACCGAGGCAAACCUAAACCGCCAAAGGACAAAAUGGCACAACUGGCAGCAUAUUUCGUAUAAUAAAUAAUUUAGGCGUGCCGUGCAUACUGUAUAAAGCCAUAUACACGUUAUACAGCCAUA